This is a messenger RNA of Telopea speciosissima, 2760 nucleotides long. Its product is annotated as phosphate transporter PHO1 homolog 1. The record is from RefSeq and is a predicted model, not a curated record. Gene Ontology annotation, molecular function: inositol hexakisphosphate binding. Gene Ontology annotation, biological process: phosphate ion transport; cellular response to phosphate starvation. The coding region runs from base 117 to 2477 and encodes 786 amino acids. NCBI's taxonomy places the organism in Eukaryota, Viridiplantae, Streptophyta, Magnoliopsida, Proteales, Proteaceae. Gene Ontology annotation, cellular component: cytoplasm; plasma membrane; Golgi apparatus. The transcript has 14 exons.
AAACACCUCUCCAUAUAUCACAACAACACUGCACACUCCAUCUACCUAGAACCCUUCUCUGCAAAUCUCCCUCUCUCUCUCUUAAAGUUUUUUUUUUUUUAAAAAAAAUAGCAAAGAUGAAGUUUUCUAAGCAAUUUGAAGGUCAGCUUGUUCCUGAAUGGAAAGAAGCUUUUGUUGAUUAUUGGCAACUCAAAAAAGAUCUCAAGAAAAUCCAUCUUCUUACCAAUGACAACAACCCAUCUACCAAACCCAAAAAGAGCUCAUUAUGUCAAACUCUUUGCAAGUUUUCCUUAUGUUGCCAUCAACAUAGAGACCAUGAAGUGAUUCAAGUUCAUAAGAAACUGUCCUCUUCAUCUAGUAAGGGAGACAUGUACGAAACCGAAUUGUUGGAGCAAUUCGCCACUGAUACAGAUGCUGCGAAAGAAUUCUUUGCACAAUUGGACCUUCAGCUUAACAAAGUGAAUCAAUUUUACAAGGCAAAAGAGAAAGAGUUCAUAGAAAGAGGAGAGUCAUUGAAUAAGCAGAUGGACAUUCUCAUUGAACUCAAAACUGCACUUAGACAACAGAAAGGGAAAGGUUCUUCUUCUCAGGAUUCAAAGGAGGAUCCCUCAAUCUCUUGCACAAUCUCUUGUGAUGAAGAGUGUGUUAAGGACACAACAGAACAAGAACAAGAACAGCUUCAAGACAGCUCCAUAGCUGAGUUUGAAAGGAAUGACUCACAAUUAUCAGACUCCUCAAGAUCAGAAGAGAUAGGGAAAUCCAACAAGAUGAGAAAAGAGGAUGGGAAGAUGAGGUCCCUUUCAGGAAAAGUGAUCAAUUGUCAAGGAAAGAAUGUGAGAAUUAACAUCCCCUUAACGACGCCAUCUCGUACUCUCUCUGCAAUCACUUACCUGGUUUGGGAAGAUUUGGUUAACCAGUCCAAGAAAUGCAGCCCAGAAGGAAAUAAACUGCAAAUCAACAAAUCAAAGUUGCAUCACGCGGAGAAGAUGAUUAGGGGAGCUUUCACUGAGCUCUAUAAAGGAUUAGGUUAUCUCAAAACUUACAGGCACUUGAACAUGCUUGCUUUUGUCAAGAUAUUGAAGAAAUUUGACAAAGUUACUGGGAAACAAGUCCUACCAAUUUAUCUGAAAGUAGUUGAGAGCUCCUAUUUCAAUAGCACAGACAAGGUGGUCAAGCUAGCUGAUGAGGUUGAGGAGCUGUUUGUUAAACAUUUCGCUGAAGAUGACAAACGAAAAGCAAUGAAGUACCUAAAACCGCAUCAACGAAAAGAAUCACAUGCUGUGACCUUCUUCAUUGGGCUCUUCACUGGAUGUUUAAUGGUGCUAUUUGCGGGUUAUGUCAUCAUGGCACAUAUUACAGGGAUGUACAAGCAGCAACCAAACACAGUGUACAUGGAAACUGUUUACCCUGUGCUUAGUAUGUUCAGCCUACUGUUUCUACAUUUCUUUCUUUAUGGUUGCAACAUUUUCAUGUGGAGAAAAGCUCGUAUAAACCAUAGUUUCAUCUUUGAACUGGCUCCCACCAAAGAACUCAAGUACAGAGAAGUAUUCUUGAUUUGUACCACAUGUAUGACUGCAGUAGUGGGAGUACUGUUUAUACAUUUGUCCCUUGUUGCAAAAGGGCAUUCGUCGACUCAUGUUCAAGCAAUCCCCGGCCUUCUCUUGCUGAUCUUCUUACUGUUGCUGGUGUGCCCUUUCAACAUUUUCUACCGCUCAAGCCGCUGCCGAUUCAUCCGAGUGAUAAGGAACAUCAUUUUGUCACCUCUUUACAAGGUUGUCAUGCUGGACUUCUUCAUGGCAGAUCAACUCUGUAGUCAGGUGCCGAUGCUUAGAAGCCUGGAGUAUGUGACAUGUUACUACAUAACUGGAAGCUAUAAAACUCAAGAUUAUGGGUUUUGCAACAGGAACAAGCAUUACAGAGAUCUGGCUUAUGCUGUUUCAUUUCUGCCUUACUACUGGAGGGCAAUGCAGUGUGCUCGAAGAUGGUUUGAUGAAGGACAGAGCAGUCACCUUGUGAAUCUGGGCAAAUAUGUUUCAGCCAUGUUGGCUGCAGGGGCCAAAGUGGCUUAUGAGAAAGAGAAAAGCAUUGGAUGGCUAUGUCUAGUUGUGGUGAUGUCAAGUGCUGCAACUGUAUAUCAAUUGUAUUGGGACUUUGUAAAGGAUUGGGGUUUGCUCCAGUUUCACUCCAACAACCCUUGGCUAAGGAAUGAACUAAUGCUUCGAAGAAAGUUCAUAUACUACUUCUCCAUGGGUCUUAACUUUGUGCUUAGGCUUGCUUGGUUACAAACUGUUGUCCACGCACCCAUUUGGGGUUUGGAUUACAGAAUAACUGGGCUGUUUUUAGCAGCCCUCGAAGUGAUCCGGCGAGGGCAAUGGAAUUUCUACAGGUUGGAGAAUGAGCAUUUGAAUAAUGCCGGCAAGUUCAGGGCUGUCAAGACGGUGCCACUUCCUUUCGAUGAAGUAGAUGAAGAAGAUUAGCAAGAUUCGUCAAUGGUGAUGGUGGGGAGGUUUUCUUUCUCGGCACUCUUGACAGACAAGCCACCAUGGAUGGGGAGAUUCGAUACAUACGCAUAAGGUCGAACGGAAGAGAAUUUUAAGACCAUUUGGGUCAGUCAGUGUACAAGUUUCUGUAACAAAAGUCCCAACUUGUGCACAAUCGAUGUUGUUAACAGCAUCUUUUGGAAAAAUUAUUCAUACAUUUUGUAUACAAACAAAAUUUCCCUCAACAAAUUUAUGAAAAGGGAUAAAGCAUUACUGCGUU